Molecule: messenger RNA, 1500 nt
Organism: Linum trigynum
Lineage: Eukaryota; Viridiplantae; Streptophyta; Magnoliopsida; Malpighiales; Linaceae
Source: the annotation of a GenBank genome assembly
AUGGAGUCUUCAAAUCUCCAUCAUCAUCACCAACACCAUCAUCGCCAGCUUCAACUUGUUGCCUCUUCCAGCUCUUCUUCUUCUUCCUCCUCCUCCUCUUCUCCGCCUAAUCCUUCCACCGCCGCAGCUAAUUACUAUGGAGCUCCGGCGACAACCGGCCUUCAUCCUUCCGGCUGGACCCAGAACUUUACUUUCGAUGGAGGUUCGGUAAACCCUAGGCUGACGAUGAACAACAACAACAACAACAACAACAACAUCAACACUGCUGCUGCUUCAAUGCUGCUUCAGCAUCAAAACCACGACUUGAGCUUCCAGUGGAACACCCACUCGGGCUGCUUCACCUCCGUCAAGGACCAAGGAGGCUCGCCGUCGCCACUCUCCUCCUCCACGACGUCGUCGUCGGACCCUUUCCCGAGGUUCACCGACAUGCUAAUCAGCUCCGCUUCCCCUAAUUCCUCCGCCACCGCCGACGACACCUCCUCCUCCCCCUCAUCGGCCAACGAUCUCUCCGACAAGCUCCUCCUCAAGACCAUCUCCGCCUUCCCCUUCGCCGCCCACCACUACCAACCAGGAGGAGGGGGAGGAGGAGGAGUCAUGAUGCCUUUUAUCAAUCCGCCGGCGAAUUUCGGUACUAAUAAUUACUUUAUGCUGCCGGCGGCGAGGGUUGGCGGGAGCGGUGGGACUACUACUAGCAGCUUCAUAUACCCUAGCAUCAACGUGUCGAGCCUCAGCCAGCAAACGGCGCCGUUGGAUAUGAACAUGCAAGCCAGCUUGGAUGAUCUCUUGACCUCCUCCUCCAAUCAUCCAAGUAGUCUAAUGGGAUCGCAUUUAAGGGUUGAUCAUAAUCCUAAUUAUGGCUCUCUUCAUCAUCAUCAUCAGGAGAAUCUCAUGAUGCGCCAAUAUUGCAGCCCUAGCAAUACCAAGGUGUCCUCUUGGAGCUCGUCCACGGCGUCGUUUAACAGGGAAACGGCAGCGAAGAGUGCACCUCCAACGACGGAUGCGAAGAGAAGCAGCAGCGGGUCGUCGUCGAAUGAAGGGACGACGGCGGCAAAGGCCACGUCGCAGCCGGGAACCAAUAAGAAGUCGAGAUUGGACCAGCCGCGUGCCUCUUGCCCUCCCUUUAAGGUAAGGAAAGAGAAGCUGGGUGAUAGAAUCGCAGCCUUGCAGCAGAUGGUUGCCCCUUUUGGCAAGACUGACACAGCGUCAGUGUUAAUGGAGGCUAUCGGAUACAUCAAGUUCCUUCAAAACCAAGUCGAGACAUUAAGCGUCCCGUACAUGAAGUCAACUCGCAACAAGCCCAAUCGGCCCAUGCAUUUCCAAACGGGUGCAACUGGAGGAGAGGUAGUUGAAGAUGGAGAGGCGACGAGCCGAGAUCUAAGAAGCCGAGGCCUGUGUCUCGUACCGCUGUCCUGCAUGUCCUACGUAACCAGCAUCGACGGCGGAAGCAUCGGCGGAGCCAUGUGGCCGCCGCCGCCCCCUAAUUUCGGCGGUGGGACAUAA